CAUUCGUUGGUGGCGCGGUUCAGAAUAAGGAAAACGAAUUAAUAAGGAAGGAAGGUUGUUUAUACCAGGAAGUUGUUAUAGUGACAAAAACGUGAUUAAUGUGAGACAUGUAUGUAGUUAUUUAUAUGUUUAUAAUCGUAUUCAGUUAAAAUGUACAAUUUUCGUCCUACCAACACUAAAGAUCUUGGUGGGUUUCUUGAGGGAAAUACCAAUAUUAUUGGUAGUUCCAAUGAGUGUCAGUCUUCGGCAACUGAUAAUCCAAAGCAAGGCAACAUGGCGAUAUUUGCCACGCGAUUGGCGACUUUCUCCUCUUGGCCAAUAGAAUUAAUUAUUUCAAAGACCUCACUGGCGGAGGCUGGUUUCUUUUAUACUCAUAAAUCUGACAUGGUUGAAUGUUAUUCCUGUCAUGGAAAAAUUAAAGACUGGCAGAUUGGCGAUGACGCGUUUAAAGAACACAAACGACACUUCCCACGGUGUGCAUUAGUUCAAAAUAGUGUAAUGGAUGAGGACAUGGACGAAGUGGACGGCGCCAGUGUUAGUAGUAAAUACACAUUCAACCAGAAUAAUCGAACAUUAAUUAAUUCUCAACGUUUUACAGCACAAGAGUAUCAGACGGCACGAAUCGUUGAUACAAAUAAGACGCUUCAUCAUCGUCAACCACCUCAACUUAAACGAGCUCUGUAUCCACAGUAUUGUGAGGCCUCUGCACGGCGUAUCACAUUCAAAGAAUGGAAGGGUCAACAAAUACCCGUAAAUUUAGUGGAGGCUGGUUUCUUUUCAGUAGGGGAGCCAGAUCAGACAAAAUGUUUCUAUUGCGGUGGUGGGCUGCGUAGCUGGGAGACAAAUGAUGACCCUUGGAUUGAGCACGCUAAGUGGUUUCCAAAAUGUGAAUGGCUGAUACGCAAGAAAGGCGAAUCCUUCGUACGGAGGGUUCAGAAGGAAUUUUCUCGGAUGCAAAACCCAACCAAUCACUUAAGCGACCAGAAACACCAACAAAUGUCACCAAAUAGAAAUCAGCAGGGAACAUCUACAAAUAGACAAUCAGUGAAUAAAAAAAUAACUUUCGAGGAAGCUAUGAAAUCAGAAGCAGUCAAACAAAUUCUAGAAAUGGGUUUUGAUGUCAGUGCAGUUGGUGAGGUUGUCAAGGACAGACUGACAUCAACUGGUGAUGUCUUCAAAUCAGCUACAGAGUUAAUUGAUUCCGUAAUUAAAGCUACAGAGUCUCCUAGCAGUGUGACAAGCUCUACCCAACUUAGGCCUAAGUCUUGUGCAGAAUCUAUGUGCCACGAUGAGAACAUUUCUUCUGGGGGUGAUCAAUUAGAUUGCGAUGUCCCAGAAAAAUUACAGAGCAUGAUUGAGGAACUCCGUGAUAAGACGACGUGUAAAAUAUGUAUGGACGAUGACGCCUGCAUAGUCUUUGUUCCUUGCGGUCACCUUGUUACCUGUCUUUCCUGCUCCCCGUCUCUUUCUCUGUGUCCGAUUUGCAGAACUGAAAUCAAAAGUCAUCUUCAAGCUUAUUUCUAAAUCUAAACAUCAAAUUAGCUUGUUUUUAAAUCAUAGGCCUUAAAGUCUAUUUUUAAGUACUGUAUACCUUUUUUUAUAUAAAAAUGUGUAUAUAGGCCUAUGAAAAAGAUGAAAUAACAUUGUAUGCAGAUUAAUUCAAUGGCUAAGAUAGUACCAUGCUGUUAUAAUUUGCUCUCACUAGUUUUAGCCAGGGGUGGCUGCACUUUGGUGUCACCGUCGGGUAGCAAAACACAAUUCGUCGGGGAAAAGAAAAAAUGUUUUUGACAUAUUAGUAGACUCUAAAAUCGAAUAAAUAAGUCUAAAUUUUCAUAGUUUCAUGGGAGAUUCUCUCCUGGAUCAUUUUCUAAAGAUUUUGAGCGACAUCUGACUACGCCCAUUACGCUCCCGUCCCCCUCCCCAUUGGGGACAUCAGACCCCUCCGUUGGGCAAAUCCUGCAGCAACCCCUUGUUUUAGCACUCUCGGUAGGGUAUAUUUAAACUUAACGCUCAUAUUGCAAGUUGGCUUGCUUUGGUAGCUUUAUUUUAGACUUUGAUAUUUGAGCUGCACCGAUGAGUCCUCAAAGGACGAAACAAUGUUGUAAGGUGCACUGACGGCGAAUCAGAAUAUUCGGAUACAAAUGCCACUGAACCGAUCAGUAAAUCUGAUAAAUUGUAAGGAGGGACGCUGGCGUUCGGUGCACCUGAAAUGAGGUCGAUGAAUUUCGGUUCGGAUACUAUGUGAAUGCAGCUGUAUGCAAAAAUAUUUUAUGUAUAAUGAUUGAUUGAUUAGAUGAAUGAUUAUAUAUAAUAAAUAUAUAUGUAUAUAAUAAUACAUUAUUAAUUAUACUUAUUAGUAUUAUAAUUUAAUGAGUCUUAAUAGUACUUUUAUGUAAAUAGACGGCAGUUAAUCCUGAUAUCUUCAUUAGAUUAUAUUAUGAUAUACAGUA
Anneissia japonica is the source of this 2450-nucleotide messenger RNA. RefSeq names its product putative inhibitor of apoptosis. Gene Ontology annotation, cellular component: nucleus; cytoplasm. The transcript is spliced from 2 exons. Gene Ontology annotation, molecular function: cysteine-type endopeptidase inhibitor activity involved in apoptotic process; ubiquitin protein ligase activity. Bases 151 to 1524 code for a protein of 457 amino acids. Gene Ontology annotation, biological process: positive regulation of protein ubiquitination; negative regulation of apoptotic process; regulation of cell cycle. The record is from RefSeq and is a predicted model, not a curated record. NCBI's taxonomy places the organism in Eukaryota, Metazoa, Echinodermata, Crinoidea, Comatulida, Comatulidae.